Molecule: messenger RNA, 411 nt
Organism: Cylicocyclus nassatus
Lineage: Eukaryota; Metazoa; Nematoda; Chromadorea; Rhabditida; Strongylidae
Source: the annotation of a GenBank genome assembly
AUGAAUUGCGCCCCUGGAUUGCUGUUUUCAUUCGUGACGCACAGAUGUGAAUGGCCAUCGAUGUGCAACAUAGCUCCAAAAAAUACUGAACCCGUACUGCCUCCUGCUUCUCAAAAAGUUGUAAUCAGUACUUCUAGGGAACUGAAGGCAGAGCAUUGCACAGAUUAUGACUGCACGUCCUUGCCAGAUGGCAACUACCAGAUUGGAGAAUGCGUGGGACGUUUCGUGAUGUGUUCGAAUGGACGAGCGUAUGUCCAGUUCUGUCCCAGUGGACUCGUCUAUAAUCCCGGGAAAGGUUUGUGCGAUUGCGAAUGCGGAAGCCAGGUAGCUGCAUCUCCAACCGAGGAGAAAUAUGUGUCGAAUCAAGCACUGAGACCCUGUUCGCCGACCCCUACCUCAUUCGAGGCAUAA